Molecule: messenger RNA, 1283 nt
Organism: Penaeus indicus
Lineage: Eukaryota; Metazoa; Arthropoda; Malacostraca; Decapoda; Penaeidae
Exons: 4
Coding region: 1-1065 (354 amino acids)
Source: RefSeq, a predicted model, not a curated record
AUGCCUCAAGGCCUGCUAAACAGCCAAACUCCAGGGCACACAAUAACAUGGCUGCUUAAUUUUCCUGAAAUUUACAAGGCUUCUAUGCCAAACCACUUGAAGGAAAGUAGUGCUGCCGCUGCUGUUCAGAGGACCAGUGCUUCGCUAGGUUUGUGCUGCUUCCACGACUACCCAGCGGCCGUGGAUAGUGCAUCAUUUCACAAAAUGAGUGCUCGACUGGAAGAAGAGACUCAGAGCUUCCUGCUGUUCGCCUGUGGCUCUGCCGCCUACGCCGCUGAUGAGCAGCUAGGAGGCGGAGAAUCCUUUGGCACAAACACUAACGUCGAGGAAGUGCGGCAGCCAGAACCUGCAAGGGAUGCUAGAGUGCCAGUCAAUGGGCAGGUGGUACAUAUACCUCUGUCACCUGUCUCCUCAAUGAGUGCUACAUCAGCUAGUGUGAUUGUUAGUACAAGUACUUCAUCCUCUUACACCACGGAUCCCUGUGGGGCAACUGUCAAGAAAUUGAAUAUGCCAUCAGAGGUUAGCUUUUCCAGCUCCUCACACAGAAAUCUAACAACUCCAUUAAGUGUGACAUUACCAAACUCCACGUCCACCGCCAUUAAAAGUGCCAAAUAUGGAAUUAGUGGUUCUGCCAUUAAACAGCAAGAAGCGUCUAGAACACCACAUUCCAAUAGUGCCAUAACUUUACUGACUACUGUAACCACCAGUGCCAAUGUGAAACGAAUGACAGGGAUAGAAGACUCAAGGAGGGAAAGGGGAAAGACCGAAGAUGACGUCAGCAAAGGGAAAGGCUGCGAGUUCCCCUACGCCUGCCCGGUGUGCCAGCGCCCGUUCAAGUCCAAGAGGUCCUUCAAUGCGCACAUAAUUGUCCAUUGCCAAAAUUUAUCCAACUCGGACCCCGCCAAUAAAUCGAGGCAAAGCGGUUAUGGAAAUGCUGUCCCCGUAUUCAUGCGAGAGCGGCUCAUUACAUCGGAUAUGCUUGCUCACGACAGCAUACGGAACGACACGACGCAGUGUAAGGCAAGAAUACAAGUCGAUUGCUUCUCUGAAACAGUACGCAUGUAAUUCUUGUUCAAUUAGCGUGGCGUGUACAUACUCAUGCGUAUGUGGGGGUAUGAGUGAGGUGAGUGGUGAAUAGACGGGUUGAAUGAGUUAAUAAAUGAGUGAAUUAUUUAAUAAGCACUUCAGAAUAUAGAACACGGGUAGAAAAUAUAAUCGUGAUCAGAGUAGAAAUAGAAUCAUCAGUAAAUAGACAAAGCGGGUGAAAGUAAAUAAGAACUAGA